Molecule: messenger RNA, 642 nt
Organism: Gryllus bimaculatus (two-spotted cricket)
Lineage: Eukaryota; Metazoa; Arthropoda; Insecta; Orthoptera; Gryllidae
Source: the annotation of a GenBank genome assembly
GGAAGUGCAUUGAUACGCAUGAUUCAAAAUAUUUUGGGAGAAGAGAAUUUUCGAAACGCCUUACAAGCAUAUCUUGAUGAAAGUGAGUUAUUUUCUGCUCUUUAUAUGACAUCCAAACGGUUCAAUCUAAGCGACAUCAACAGCUACCCCCUUCGGCUGACGGAACUCUACUACGUGCAGUACCAGAUCCACCACCAGAGCGGCGCGAGUUCCGCGCGCCUCUGGUCGACGCCGGACACGUCCAUUAAUUACGAGGUGGCGGUGGAGUCGACGGAGCAGUGGCUGGUGGUGAACAGCACGGGCUACUUCCGCGUCAACUACUGGGCCGCCAACUGGCAGCGGCUGGGGGCAGCGCUGCGGGCCGCGCCGGCCGUCGUGGCGCCCGCGGAGCGCGCGCAGCUCGUCGACGACGCCCUCAACCUGGCGCGCGCCGCGCUGCUGCCCUACGCCACCGCGCUCGACUUCGCACGCUACCUGGCCCGCGAGACGGACUACGUGCCCUGGACGGCCGCCUUCUCGGGCCUCGACUUCCUGGGGCGGCUGCUCGCCAACGAGGACGAAGAAGGACUCUUCGCGGUCCGUGCUUUACUCGACCGAGCAGGGUGGCGCGGUUCUGGUUGCCAUUGUUUUUACUGUUGGUAG